Paraphaeosphaeria sporulosa is the source of this 1035-nucleotide messenger RNA. RefSeq names its product GroES-like protein. Gene Ontology annotation, molecular function: oxidoreductase activity, acting on NAD(P)H. The record is from RefSeq and is a predicted model, not a curated record. The transcript has 3 exons. The coding region runs from base 1 to 1035 and encodes 344 amino acids. Lineage: Eukaryota; Fungi; Ascomycota; Dothideomycetes; Pleosporales; Didymosphaeriaceae.
AUGUCGAACCUCGCUGCAAUCCUUCCAUCUCCAAAGACGUCUUUGGAGGUCCACCCUGUACCUGUCUACGUGCCCGGCCCAAGAGAAAUCCUUAUUAAGAAUGAAUGCAUCGCACUCAACGCCAUCGAAGCAAAAAUCGCCAUCCACAAUGUAAUCCCCUACACCCCAUACCUCGCCAUCCUAGGCUCGACCUACGCCGGCACCAUUGCAUCCCUCGGCCCUUCCACGCCACCCUCCCUCGCCAUCGGCGAUCGCGUCGUCGUCUCCAAACGCUUCGAUGUCAAAGGCAACCAACACGGCGCCUUCCAGCGCUUCGUCAUCUGCACUGACAUCAUGGUCAGCCGCGUACCCGACGCCAUCGACCUCUCCGUCCCAGCGUCGCUCUUCAUGAAUCUGACUUGCGUUGUGGGGCUGUUCAGCGGAAGACUGGGGUUGGAAAGACCGCAGCUCGAUGGGGGCGUGGUGGAGGACAGGGAUCAGAAGAAGAAAGUGCUGGUGUAUGGCGGAAGUGGGAGUUUUGGCGGACUGAGUGUUGGGUAUUUGAGCCAGGCGGGGUAUGCGGUUGUUACGACGAGUAGUCCGCCGAAUCGUGCUUUUGUUGAGGGUCUGGGAGCAACCGCAAUCGUUGACCACACGCAAGACGCACAAGGCCUCAUCGAACAGCUCGUGGAGAAGGGACCGUACGACAUCGUAGUCGACUUUGUGUCUGUAGCGAGUACACUUGCGGUCACGGGAAGGGUGGUAGAGGCGCAGGGAGGCGGGAGGCUGUUUACGAUGCAGCCGGGGAGGGAAGAGCUUCCAGCGGGGGUGGAGAGGGUGUUUGAGCCGUAUUCGGAGUCGUUGUAUGAGAAGAGAAAUCGCGGGUUGCAGAGGUGGGUUGUGGAGGAGUAUCUGCCGCUGGGGAUUGCGCGGGGUUUGAUCAAGCCGUUGCCCAUUGAGAAAGUUGGUGGGGGUUUGAAGGGGUUGAACGAGGGGCUGAGGAAGGUGUUGGAGGGCGGAAGUGGGGCUAGGUAUGUGGUUGAUCCGUGGGAAUAG